Messenger RNA from Hibiscus syriacus, 1833 nucleotides. RefSeq names its product probable cellulose synthase A catalytic subunit 2 [UDP-forming]. Bases 77 to 1645 code for a protein of 522 amino acids. Gene Ontology annotation, cellular component: plasma membrane; trans-Golgi network. Gene Ontology annotation, molecular function: mannan synthase activity; cellulose synthase (UDP-forming) activity. Lineage: Eukaryota; Viridiplantae; Streptophyta; Magnoliopsida; Malvales; Malvaceae. The record is from RefSeq and is a predicted model, not a curated record. Gene Ontology annotation, biological process: plant-type primary cell wall biogenesis; cellulose biosynthetic process. The transcript has 7 exons.
UACAUUUAAGUAUACCGAAGCUGAUGAGUGAAACAUAACUGAGCAGCCACCUGGUAGUAAUUCUAAACCACCGCAGAUGGAGGCGCCACCCUACAAUCUUUGCAACCCCAUGAAAAAGUCCACCGUAAUCAACCGUUCUUACGCCGUCCUCCAAUCCAUAGCUAUAACUUCCAUGAUUUUCUACAGAGUCUCUUCUUUCUUACACUCAACACCCUCGUUCCCUCUCCUUCUAGUCUUCGCCUCCGAGCUAAUCCUUUCGUUCCUUUGGCUGCUCGGCCAAGCUUAUUUAUGGCGACCCUUUACUCGGAAAACGUUCCCGGAAAGAUUGUUGCGAGAAAAAAAGAUCGACCAACUGCCGGGAAUCGAUGUGUUUAUAUUGACGGCGGACCCGGAGAAGGAGCCGCCGUUGGAGGUGAUGAACACGGUGUUAUCAGCAAUGGCGAUGGAUUAUCCGACGGAGAAGCUGUCGGUUUAUGUGUCGGACGAUGGAGGUUGUGCUUUGACUUUGUAUGCCAUGAGAGAGGCUUGGGAUUUCGCCCGGUACUGGCUUCCGUUUUGUCGGAGGUUUGGGAUAAAAACCAUAUGCCCCAAACUCUUUUUUUCGAGGUACGAUGAUGAUUUUGUCGGACGAGGUUACGAAGAUGAAAAAGAGAAAAUCAAGCUAAAAUACAAAUUGCUGCAAGAGCACGUGAAGAAAGCAGAAAGCAAUGGUGAGAUUCUUAGGGGAAUCAAUAGUAAAAAUCAUCCUGCACAUGUUGAGGUGAUACAAGAUGGAUCCCUUAAUUCACCCGACACUAUUGAAGCCAAGAUGCCCCGUCUUGUCUAUGUUUCUCGUGAGAAAACGCCUUCGGUCCCUCACCAUUUCAAAGCGGGAGCACUUAAUGUUCUUCUUAGGGUCUCCAGCAUGAUAAGCAACGCCCCAUACGUACUAGUUUUAGACUGUGACAUGCGCUGCAAUGACCCAUCAUCCGCAAAACAAGCAAUGUGUUUCCAUCUGGACCCUGCAAUCUCUCCCAAUCUGGCUUUUGUUCAGUUCCCUCAAAUGUUUCAUAAUCUCAGCAACAUGGAUAUCUACGAUGGGAAAUUGAGAUCAGUGUUCUCGGUGAAGUGGCAUGGUAUGGAUGGAUUGCAGGGACCAAUGUUGUCCGGAACUGGCUUUUACAUGAAACGAAAGGCGUUAUAUGGAGAUAUAGUGCAAGAAGACACCGACUUCACCCUGUUAAAACAAUAUCUGGGUCCGUCAAAUGAGUUAGUGAAAUCACUAAACUCUGCCAACAAAAACAACAACAACACAGACAUUACCAGCAGAUUGCUCGAAGAAACCAGAUUCUUGGCCUCCUGCAAAUACGAGCACGAAUCUCAGUGGGGAAAGCAGGUGGGAUUCUUGUAUAACUCGGUGAUCGAAGAUUAUCUAACGGGCUUCACUUUGCACUCCAAAGGCUGGAAAUCUAUAUUCUACAAUCCCCCAAGACCGGCAUUCUUGGGAACAGCUACGACGAAAUUGAACGACACAUUGUUGCAAGGUGCGAGAUGGAACUGUGGGGCUCUCCAAGUCACGUUCUCGAGGCUGUGUCCUUUGGUUUAUAGGUUGACUUCGAGGAUGUCUUUGCUUCAACGAAUGUGUUAUGUUUACCCCAAGGUUUAGCUACUGUUCCUCAACUUUGCCUCCUGCAUGCCAUUCCACUGUACCCCAAGGCUUCAAGUUCAUGGUUUAUGGCGUUUUCAUACAUUUUUACAAUGUCACAAUUGAAACAUUUGGAGGAAGUUGUAUCGACGGGCGAUCCAAUUAGGACAUGGUGGGAUGAACAAAGGAUUUGGACCAUGAAAGCAAUU